AUGACGUACCCGCAGGUAAAGAACCUGUGUCUCAGAACUGGCAAAUCCUUUAGGGAAUUGGUACAGCCAGAACAUCACCAUGAAGGGAAAACCUCUCCUUUUUGCAUCCUCCCCAUUGAUAUGGUGAAGUCAUUCCCAAUUGACUAUAUGGACCUUUGUUGCCUCAGAGUAACCCAGAAGCUCUUGAUUAUGUGGACUAGGGGAAAGACUGGGGCCAGGUUUUCAUUGGUGCAAGUCAAGGAGGUCAGUCAACGACUAAACAGACUAAAGGAUUCAAUUCCAGACUGCUUUGCUCGCAAACCACGGGGAUUGGAUGACCUUGACCAUUGGAAGGCCACAGAAUUCAGACAGUUUCUACUCUAUACUGGGAAAGUAGUGCUGAGAAGAAUCUUGUCUAAAGAACAGUACACACACUUCAUGGCCUUCAGUGUUGCCAUGUGCAUUUUGGUUUCUCCUCAACUUUCUUCAAUCCACAGUGCCUAUGCUCAUACUUUACUGAACUUCUUUGUGGAGCAGGGAAGGGUUUUGUAUGGAGCCACAUUUCUUGUGUAUAAUGUUCACUCCCUCGUACACCUCACUGCUGAUGCUGAAGAACAUGGCUGCCUUGACAACUGUAGUGCUUUCAAGUUUGAGAACUACUUGCAACAACUAAAGAAGAUGGUCCGUUCAGGGAGGCAGCCACUUGCGCAAAUUUGUAAAAGAGUGCAAGAACAUACAAUUAGAGCUUCUCCCCAAAAAUGAGACGGCCAAACAAUGCCUACAUACUUAAUGAUAGGUCAUGCUGUGAGGUAGUGAGCCAAGAAGAUGCCUCUGAUACUUACCUCUGCAGGGUGUUUCAGCAUCUGGAAUCUUACACGCUGAGACUCAAGACUGUAUUGGACUUUCCGCACCACUACGAGGAGCGCACAAAUGCGUCUCAUUGCAAAGAGCAGUAUUGUUAAGCAAGCUAUUAUACUUGAGGAGGACCAUGGCACUCGUGUUGUGCUUACCAUCUUGCACAGCCUGUAGCAAGCCCCAUUUAGCUACAGCCAAGUUCACAAGCUGUAUAAAUCAUGGCUGGUAAAUCAAGAGACUGAACAGUGUGGAAUUUGUGUUUUUUUUUUAUGCACGGGGCACACAGCGUUAUUAUGUUGUACAAUUUGUAAAAGAGAACACUGUUGAAGUUGUACCAGAGCAGUGGGUGGAGAAGAGAGAUGGGGUGAGUUGAUCAAUUAAACGGUUGACCCUUUUCAGGCAAAGAGAUGGAUAACUUUAAACUGUCUCAUAUCUUGCAGGUCCUGUGUUGCUAUUGGCCAAGAAAUGCCAGCGCAACAAUGAUUAAGAGAGGAAUCCGGCCUGACAAAAUAUUGAUAUUAUGGGAGAAGUACAGAAUUUCCAUCUUUUCAUCCACUGGUAAAAUAAUAUUUUACUGUAUCCAUCCACUCCCGUUUAUAUUGCAAUGUAUGCUUGGUUGUGUGGCUCUGGAGCAGGUUGCAUCAGUUGAACAUACUCCUAUACGUAAGGCUAGUUCCAACGUAGAAUAUGUUCUAAGCCAGGUGUUAACCUGUGUCACCACCUGGUUGAAGUAAUAGCUUUUGCUAUGCCAGGGUGUAAAAACUAAGUGUAAUGUGGGGUAGACGUAUAGUAUAAAUCUAUAACUAGUUUCCAAGGUAAGUGUUUCAUGACUAGUUAUGUCAAAUCUUGUUCAAUUUUCUAAAUCAGUCAGGAAGUCAGGAACUUCCCCCUCUUAAGUACUAUAUGUAUGUAUUUGCUGGAAGUAUUACUAUGUGAAUUACAAAUACUCAAUACACUGUUUUGCCAGUGUUAAUAGGAAAGUAUUUAUGACUAUGUUUAUUCUACGUACAGACAAUUACUCUGUGGCAGAGCAACGAGCCAAACGGGGGGUUGACACCUCCAAUGUUGAAUCUGACGAGGAACCAGCGAAGAGGGCGGUGACUAAACCAAUCAGAUUCCGUGUAGAGCCACCUCGUGAGGAUUUCGUAACUACUCUUAUUCCAUUGUGUGUAUUACAUGCAUCAGGAAGUAGAUGAAAUAAAUGACUUUUUUUUGUAUUGCGCUUCAUAAGAUGAUGAUGGAAGUGAAGCACUCCAGAAAAGCCCAGCUUACAGUGCCCAAGCUUCCACCAGCCCUUAGUGGUAAGAUCCUGCAUUAGUCAACUAGGUCAUUAAAUGUAUAAUCAGCAAGUUGAUGGUAAGUUUGACACACAUUCAAGUAUGUGGGUGAAGAAAAGCUUACAGUUAAUGCAAGUACUAGUCUUAAAUUGUAGAGACGGCAUGAAAUCAUAACCUAAUGACAGUUGAUAUGACAACAAAUACCACACCCAUCUGAUCUUGACAUACUUGAUUAUUAGUCACAUUACCAAAGUGUAACAGUUCUUCUUUUUUAUUAGCAACUUCAAGAGCCAGUGUCUUUGAAAAGACCCUGCAAGGUAGGUACAUAAUGUUUCAAGCCUACUUUCUCAAAGUUCUGUUCCUACCAACUGUAUGGGAUGGACAGGAAAAUCUGUUAAGUGUGUACUGUAAAUGUGGUAAGGGUUUGACAUCUGUGAUAUUCUCUGAAGUUGCAGAUGCAGAGGACUUGAGGCCAUGUGCCACCUCAAGCCAGAGUGACAGUAAGUGUCUGGUUGUAGUUUGUUAGGGUAAACAAUUGAAUUGUAUGAAGUAUUAUAGCUUUACAAACCUUUCAAAGCCACUUAAUAGAAUACAUUUACCAUCACAUUUUUGCAUAUUAGGCUAUUUAAAGUCUUAUCACUACUUUGUGCAUACUGUUAGAACUUUCCAAAUACUUGUGGUGCUGUGUAUGGGUGAAACGUGUACUUACAACAGUAAUGCAAUAACCAUAUUCUUCUGGGGUAAAACACAAGUGUGAUGCCAUGUUUGUAAAUAUCUGUAUGUAUUUGCCAUCAAACUAAAAGCAUUAUUUAAAACAAAAAUAUAUGCUUAGCAUUUAUUUUUGUUGGGAUUCAUUAACCUUCCCACUGAGCUCCUGACUGACAUCCCUUCACUUUUGGUUCUGUGCCAGUUUCAAAAGCAUGCAAAGUAUGUCUUAAUUUUUGUACAUCUGUUUUCUUAGUUAGUCCAAGUGGCAGCCAGGAAGAAGCUGGACAAGACAGAGCAUCAUAAUCAGGUUUCUUUAGCCAUUAAGAUAUUAAUCUCUGUCACGUGCUGAUCGAGAGAACUCUUGUUGGUUGGGUCAGGGUGUGAGUGUGGUUUGAGAUCUAUGUUAUUAGAUUCUAUGUUUAGGAUCUAGUAUGUGUAUUUCUAUGUUUGGCCGGGUGUGAUUCCCAAUCAGAGGCAGCUGUCGCUCGUUGUCUCUGAUUGGGGACCUGGUUGCCUACCUUAGUUGUAAAGUGGUUAUCCCACUGGCUAUAAGGUGAAUGCACCUAUUUGUAAGUCGCUCUGGAUAAGAGCGUCUGCUAAAUGACGUAAAUGUAAAUCUUGACUCGUGUUUGGCUGGUUGUGUUUAGCCACUGUUUGAGCUUCACGUUUUGUUAUUUUGUGCUUAUUCUUAUUAAUAAACAUGUACGCAUACCACGCUGCACCUUGGUCUGACCCGUCUCUCAACGAUCGUGACAAUCUCGAAAUCGUAAAUCUAGGAAGUUUAAAUAACAGCAUGAUUUUUUUACUUAUAUUUUAGACCAAGAGCUGCCAUCCCUGCUUGAUGAGCCUGUGGCUUCUGAGAUGCCCGCUGGAUACAUUAAAGGUAUAUUAUGCUAGCCUAUAUGUUACAGAAUGUUGCUUCUCUUGUAUUAUCAACAUCAAUUCCAAAUUGUAUGGCUGUCAGCAGCUAUAUGGUUAUCAAUACUACUAAUAUAUAUGAAGGGUGGAUAUUUUGAUCGAGGUAUUUCACAUGGCCUUGGUACAUGCUCUGCCUGGUACUCAUGGCUUGUAUCGUCACGCUGCUUGCAGCUAAACUGUUGAGUCUUUAUUAUUUUGCAGAUCUUCAAGCAGUGGAGAAAGGAUAA
Messenger RNA from Coregonus sp. 'balchen', 3964 nucleotides. The record is from the annotation of a GenBank genome assembly. Lineage: Eukaryota; Metazoa; Chordata; Actinopteri; Salmoniformes; Salmonidae.